Rangifer tarandus platyrhynchus (Svalbard reindeer) is the source of this 960-nucleotide messenger RNA. NCBI's taxonomy places the organism in Eukaryota, Metazoa, Chordata, Mammalia, Artiodactyla, Cervidae. The record is from the annotation of a GenBank genome assembly.
AUGGCGCACCCCAGCGUGAUGGGUGAUGGUGCUAACGGGCGGGUGGCGGGGACCCGCUUCAAGUGCAGCGUCUGCCCUGACUGCGACCGGUGCUCUGUCUGCGAGGGGGAGGGCAUGCACCAGGGGCGCAGCAAGCUCGCCUUCCCCAGCCCCGCUGGGCACUUCUCUGAGGGCUUCUCUCACAGCCGCUGGCUCCGGGGGCUGAAACAUGGGCACUCUGGGUGGCGUGGCUGGGAGACGGGCCCACCGGGGAACUGGAGCCCACGUCCUCCUGAGGCAGGGGACGUCCACCCUGGUCCUGCCACGGAAUCAGCCUCUGGUCCAUCAGAAGAUCCCAGUGUGAAUUUCCUCAAGAACGUGGGGGAGAGUGGAGCAGCUGCCCUCAGCCCGCUGGGCAUUGAAGUCGAUAUUGAUGUGGAACACGGAGGCAAGAGAAGCCGCCUGACCCCCGCCUCUGCAGGCAGUUCCAGCACAGAGGAGAAGUGUAGCUCUCAGCCAAGCAGCUGCUGCUCUGACCCCAGCAAGCCAGACGGGGAUGUGGCAGGCACAGCACAGUCUCUGACGGAGCAAGUGAAGAAGAUCGCCCUGGAGUCAGCGGGUCAGCCUGAGGAACAGAUGGAGUCUGAUAACUGUUCAGGAGGAGAUGAUGACUGGACUCAUCUGUCUUCAAAAGAGGUGGACCCGUCUACAGGUGAACUCCAGUCUUUACAGAUGCCUGAAUCUGAAGGGCCAAGCUCUCUGGAUCCUUCCCAGGAAGGACCCACAGGACUGAAGGAAGCUGCAUUGCACCCACAUCUUCCACCAGAAGCUGACCCCUGGCUGAUUGAGUCCCUCUCCCAGAUGCUAUCCAUGGGGUUCUCUGAUGAAGGCGGCUGGCUCACCAGGCUUCUGCAGACCAAGAAUUACAUCGGGGCUGCCCUGGACACCAUCCAGUAUUCAAAACACCCACCACCUUUGUGA